AUUUGCUGCUGUUGCCUGACGGAGUAUUAGUGACCCACAGACACUCCUGCAGCCAGGAUGAGUAGUAAUACGACGCUGUCUGUGUAAAAUAGUCUGGAACCAUAUUUUGAGAGUAGUUUGCCUUAAAUAAGCCUUAAUGUUUUUUAACAGACAAUAUUUUACCACUCGGAAAUUAGAUAACAUCAUUAUUUAAAUAGAAAUAUGAGCGUCUGUCACGGCAUAACCAAGCUAGAUAGCCUGUUGUAAAAGCUUCUUAAAAGGUAUUUGUUGCUGCUUUUCUCGUUGCUGCGGGGAAUCCAACACGCAUGGUGCCGUGAUAUACCGUGUCUUAUAAAACGUGCGGUGACAGUGAAAGGACGGCACACUCCGUGAUGGAUAAUGCUCAUACUAAGACGGUGGAGGAGGUCCUGGGCUUUUUCAACGUCAAUGAGUCUACAGGUCUGAGCUGUGAGCAGCUAAAGAAGACCAGGGAGAAAUGGGGACCCAACGAAUUGCCAGCUGAGGAAGGGAAGUCACUCUGGGAGCUGGUCCUGGAACAGUUUGAGGAUCUGUUGGUUCGAAUCCUGCUGCUGGCGGCAUGCAUCUCCUUUGCCCUGGCCUGGUUUGAAGAAGGGGAGGGGACAAUCACAGCCUUUGUUGAGCCCUUCGUCAUCCUCCUCAUCCUCAUCGCCAACGCUAUUGUUGGAGUAUGGCAGGAGCGUAACGCAGAAAACGCCAUCGAGGCUCUGAAGGAGUACGAGCCAGAGAUGGGAAAGGUGUACCGACAGGACAAGAAGAGCGUCCAGAGGGUCAAAGCCCGAGACAUCGUUCCGGGAGACAUUGUGGAGGUCGCUGUUGGUGAUAAAGUCCCAGCUGACAUCAGGCUCACGUCCAUCUGUUCCACUACUCUGAGGGUGGACCAGUCCAUUCUGACGGGGGAGUCUGUGUCAGUGCUCAAACACACGGACCCCGUACCAGACCCUCGAGCCGUCAACCAGGACAAGAAGAACAUGCUCUUCUCUGGUACCAACAUUGCAGCGGGCCGUGCCAUCGGAGUUGUUGUCGCAACAGGGGUGCAGACAGAGAUCGGAAAAAUCCGAGAUGAGAUGGCCGCCACUGAGCCUGAAAGGACCCCACUCCAACAGAAGCUAGACCAGUUUGGAGAACAGCUGUCUAAGGUCAUCAGUGUGAUCUGUGUGGCAGUGUGGGCCAUUAAUGUGGGACACUUCAAUGACCCGGUCCAUGGAGGCAGCUGGCUGAGAGGAGCUGUUUACUAUUUUAAGAUCGCUGUUGCGCUAGCUGUAGCUGCCAUACCAGAAGGCCUCCCAGCAGUAAUCACUACCUGCCUGGCUCUGGGGACCAGGAGGAUGGCCAGGAAGAACGCCAUUGUCCGCAGCCUGCCAUCCGUGGAGACGCUGGGUUGCACAUCUGUUAUUUGUUCUGACAAAACAGGAACACUGACCACCAACCAGAUGUCAGUCUGCAGGAUGUUUGUGGUAGACAGUGUGUCAGGGGAGCGCUGCAGCCUGAACGAGUUCACUGUGACUGGAUCUACUUACGCCCCUGAAGGGGAAGUUUAUAAGGACGGCUUAUUGGUGAAGCCCAGUCUCUGUGAAGGUCUGGUGGAGAUGGCCUCCAUCUGUGCCCUGUGCAAUGACUCAUCGCUGGACUACAACGAGGCCAAGGGCGUAUUUGAGAAGGUUGGGGAGGCAACAGAGACGGCCCUCUGCUGUCUAGUGGAGAAAAUGAACGUAUUUGACUCUGACCUGGUAGGACUCAGGCCUGCUGAGAGAGCUACAGCGUGCUGCUCCGUGAUUAAGCAGCUGAUGAGGAAGGAGCUGACGUUAGAGUUUUCCAGAGACAGGAAGUCCAUGUCGGUCUUCUGCUCAUCCAAUAAACUCACCAAGUCUACCGCUGGAGCCAAGAUGUUUGUCAAGGGCGCUCCAGAGAGCGUGUUGGAGCGCUGUAAUUAUAUCCGGGUCAGUGGUUCUUCUCGUGUGCCUUUGAGUCCAGCGGUUCGAGAGCAGCUCUUGUCAAAUGUGAGAGAAUGGGGAUCGGGCCGAGACAUGCUGCGUUGCCUAGCCAUGGCAACGAGGGACACGCCCCCUGACAUCCGCAGCCUCAAUCUGGAGAACUCUGCUGUCUUUGCUGACUAUGAGUCCGACCUGACUUUUGUGGGCUGUGUGGGCAUGUUGGACCCCCCCAGGAAAGAGGUGCUGAGUGCGGUCCGAAUGUGUCGGCAGGCUGGCAUAAGAGUCAUCAUGAUCACAGGAGACAACAAAGGGACAGCCCUGUCUAUCUGUCGGAGGGUGGGCAUCAUCACGGAGCAGGAUGAAGAGCAGGGAGGAAUUAUUGGGGGCCUGACGGGGCGGGAGUUUGACGAGCUGCCACCUCACCUGCAGCGUCAGGCCUGCAGGACGGCAAGAUGCUUUGCCCGGGUGGAACCGGCACAUAAGAGUCGUAUUGUGGAGUACCUGCAGAGCCUCAAUGACAUCACUGCCAUGACAGGCGACGGGGUGAACGAUGCGCCUGCAUUGAAGAAGGCAGAGAUCGGCAUCGCUAUGGGCAGCGGCACAGCGGUGGCAAAGUCAGCUUCUGAGAUGAUCCUGGCUGAUGACAACUUCUCCACCAUUGUGGCUGCAGUGGAGGAGGGCAGAGCGAUUUACAACAACAUGAAGCAGUUUAUCAGAUACCUGAUCUCAUCCAACAUAGGAGAGGUGGUCUGUAUUUUCCUGACAGCCGCACUUGGCAUGCCUGAAGCCUUGAUCCCAGUACAGCUGCUAUGGGUCAACCUUGUCACUGACGGUUUCCCAGCAACGGCUCUGGGCUUCAACCCCCCAGAUCUUGACAUCAUGUCCCGCCCUCCACGCUCCCCCAAAGAGCCUCUGAUCUCCAGCUGGUUGUUCUGCCGCUACCUUAUUGUCGGAUGUUAUGUGGGAGCUGCGACUGUCGGAGCUGCUGCCUGGUGGUUCAUGGCAGCCCACGAUGGGCCAAAGCUGACCUUCUAUCAACUGUCCCACUACCUUCAGUGCAGUGAAGGCCAUGAUGAGUUUGCUGGUGUGCAGUGUUCUGUCUUUGAGUCUCCUUAUCCAAUGACCAUGGCCCUGUCCGUCCUGGUUACCAUAGAGAUGUGCAAUGCCUUGAACAGUCUGUCAGAGAACCAGUCCCUUGUGAAAAUGCCCCCCUGGUCUAACCCCUGGCUUGUGGGGGCCAUCUGUCUGUCCAUGGCCCUACACUUCCUCAUUCUUUAUGUUGACCCCCUGCCGGUGGUUUUCCAGAUACGCCCUCUGUCAUGGCCUCAAUGGGUGGUGGUGUUGAAGAUGUCACUUCCUGUCAUCUUGAUGGAUGAGGCUCUCAAGCUCCUGGCCCGUAACUACAUUGAGCCAGGAAGCCAGGUGCAGUCUCUGGAAGAGGAAGAGGAGCAGCGGAGGAUGGGGCCCAGCACGGGAUUGGUUGGGGCCAUGAUGACAGGGCUGCGGCAGUCACUGAAGGGCGUGUCCUGGUCCUUUGUCCUGUUUUCUGCACCACUGUUGAUUUGGAUCUUCAGCCUGGAUUCUGACAUCACCAACAUCUUCUGGGAGUGAUCAAAGAACGAGAGGACGGGCAUUGUGUGGUGGAAGAGAAGAAAGAGACCAUCUAAAAAAGGAUUGUUGAAAUAGGAUGCAGAGGAUUGGGUGUAUACGGGUUAGGGGAGGGGUUGGGAAGGCACAAAGAAACAAGUAGAUGAUGACUCAUCUGCUGGGAUACAAAAAUGUAAGGGAUAUAGAGCGAAAUAUUACGACAACAGACAAUCUGAUAACACAAGUAGGAAAUAGCACCUCCUCGUCAAUGCUAAAAGGUGCUAUGUGUAGAAUUUCAUGUGAAUCCCACAGCUCAAUUAGAUUAGUGCUCUGAGUUAGGAAGGCCAAAGCCCAGCACUUGGGCCGAGCCUGAAGUCAUUCUCUGACAUGGUGUGCUUUAGCCGUACUUCAACCUUUGCAUUCUAAAAUACUAUGGUUGACAUGAUAAACAUUAGCAUGCUAUAAAGCAUUUUUCUUUUAGGGACUCACAACGUGAUAAUCAAUAUUUCCCAGCUCCUCUGGCUUGUCCAGGUUGCAUCUAUUGCCAUGGUUGCACCAGCUUUUCAUAACCUUCACAUAUAACAGCUAGCUUCAAGCUACCUAUUAAAUCCCAAAGCACCAAUACAAGUUAGGAAAUGUCUAUAGCUCCUUCCCCACAAACUACCAUCAUCUAGCUUUUGUCUUCAGGUUACAAGCAGCCUUCCUUCCUGUGAAGGUCUCUGCAGAAGUCAAACAUAUUUAUCCAAUCGGCAUUGAUGGACAAAUGAUGCUUCUUUGUCAUCCCAACAGCACUCAAACAUUGUUCAAAGUGAAUAGGAUGCAGGUUAGCAGAGACACUAAACUAGUAACAACUAGCAAUGGGAGUCCUCAUGUUUAAAAAGACCCAAAUAAAUGCACAAUAACUGGUCUAAUGUGUGUUAGCCAAAUGGCCAAACCAGUAGUUUACAAUGUCUGCCUGUUCUGUUUGAUAAAUCUUUAUAUUAGAACUUUAGAAGUGGAGACUUGCGCUGUUAGUUGAAAGUAUUGAAUUAAUUUAGAUCAAAUUGACGAGAAGUAGAUACAAAACCACUUUUAGAAUUAUGUGUGAGCUUUUGUAAUGUGAAGCGCUUGAAACUCGAUGUUAGAAUUUCUGUAAUGGUUUUGGUAGACAUGGUUUUCUGGUCUAGAGACGCAGGUUGUACUUUACAGUAACUCACUUUUUUUGGCCUAUAACUCCCCAUAUUUCCCCGUUUUAUUAGCCACAAACCGUAACAACCCCUUCUGAUCAUAAGCAUAGAGGUGCACUUCAGUUCUAAGUGUGUUGGCGCUGGUGUUCAGAAUAAACAGACCAGUUGAUUACUUUUAAGAUGGUGGCUUUUUGUAUCGAAAGUUUAUUGAAAGUCAGCGUUUGCAUAUGCAAAUGAAGCAUAAUCUUAUUUCAUAUGUCCUCAUUAACAUUUCCUGAACUUUCCUGAAAUGUGAACAGCCUGGUUCACAAGGCCUACUUGGCUGUGUGGACAUGUUAGACAAAGGUUUUUACAAGGGGAAUAUUAGAUAUCCCUUUGUAUCACACCUUAACUCACAAAAUAGCCAUGAAGGAAAUCGGAUUGGAUGUUGUUUUUAGUUCAAGAACGUUCAUUUCUUUAAUCAGGCUCUGAAUGAUAUGUGAACAAGCCCCCCCGUAUGGUUGCUAUGACAGAGGUGUCUAAGAUGAGGACACAGGAGGGGAAAAAAGAAAAGUUUACAAAAAUCAUCCAAAUUGUACGUGCAUAUAAACAAUGUUUUUGGUGGGAGAGUCUCUCCUUAAAGCGGGGCGCAAAUGUACAGCCGGGGCCUCGAGGUUCUGAAAGCUUCACAUGGACUCUCAUAGCAUUGAUAGGCCCCUCUUUAGUACCCUCCCUUUAUAUUGAUUGUUCCUGACACUGAACAGAUGAGAAUGAAUGAAAAAUGAAUUGAAUACUUUUUAGCAGAGCUGUCCCACUUCGAGUCUUCCUCUAAUGUCACAGGAAUCGAACAGCCGGCAUCAUGCGGACGCGCUGCUCCAUUUAAAUGGGUUUUUGGUGCAAAUCAGUCAUUUUCUCCUGUGAUGCCAUUGAGGGAUUUUUAUUUUUAAUUGUGAACAAAGCUUUUUUUUGUAAUGUCAUAAUAGCUUUUGCUGUAUAUCACUAGUAUAAAGGGAUCCAUUUUUCGUUCCUCUGAGCUGUAUACAGCUGUAGAGCUCAGACUAACUCACAAUAUUAUGGAAUAUUCUUGUUAAUUUGGACUAAAAAGUUGCCACUUUAUUCUUGGGACAUAAGCAUUCAGAAUAAUGACUUUACUCAUGACUUGUUGAAGUGGUAGACCAACUCAUGCAGUGAUUUUUUAUUCUUUUUCAUUUUAUUUGUAUUUGAAAUGUUUUUUUUUUCUAUGCUCCUGCCUGCUAGGAAUCCAAACCAACAGGAUCAUUUUUCUUACUCGUUUUGUUUGCUUUUGCAAAUUUUCUUACAUGGUCAUUUGGGUUUGGGCACAGGUAUGAUGGAAUAAAUGCAGGUAGAUGCACAUAUUUAGCGACUAUUCAUUAUUUAUUCCUGUUUUAGUAAGUCCCCACUGUGAACACUAUUUGUCUCUCGGGCUCACGCUUGUGAGUGAAAGGAAGGAUUGAUGAGGGUCCAGACUAUAAAUGGAUGCUUGUUCUUAACUGACCACUUUGUUUAUACAAAGGUUAAAUAAUACGCUUCCACACUGUCCCCUUGUCUCCAGGAAACAUUUCCACUCAAGCUAAACAAUGGAGCACCAUGUAGUAUAUUUUAUUUGUAACUUCCUUUCUAAAUCAUUCCAAUUCUGAAGGGUUUGUUGAUGAUGUUAAAGGUUGAAAAAACAAGAAUAAACUAUAAAUUGGUCAGAA
Molecule: messenger RNA, 6402 nt
Organism: Pungitius pungitius (ninespine stickleback)
Lineage: Eukaryota; Metazoa; Chordata; Actinopteri; Perciformes; Gasterosteidae
Product: sarcoplasmic/endoplasmic reticulum calcium ATPase 2
Exons: 24
Coding region: 372-3563 (1063 amino acids)
Biological process (GO): intracellular calcium ion homeostasis; calcium ion transmembrane transport
Cellular component (GO): membrane
Molecular function (GO): ATP hydrolysis activity; P-type calcium transporter activity; ATP binding
Source: RefSeq, a predicted model, not a curated record